ACCAACAAAACUGCGUCGUUAGGAAGGUUAUGUAGUUCAUUCACAUUUCACGCAUGUGUUUGUAAACUUCGUCGUUAUAUGUAUAUAUAUAUGUAUACACACACUUGUUAUUUACUAUUUACACUGAUGCAAGAAUAGAUAUCUGAUUUUGAAGUGUCAUUUCCUUUUUACAUCAACAAAUCAAAUUGCACGUAAGGAAUAAUAUUACGUGUACUAUUUUUAUAUUCAGUUGAUUAAACAGAAAGAUUUAAAAAAAAAUCACAAUGAGACCGGGUCAAAGAAGACAACCAGGAUUGCAAUAUGGAAUUUAUUUAUUGGGAUUGCAAGCUAUUAAUUUUGGUAUUGACAAAAUUCCUCCAGUAACUUUAUUUGGAAUUGCUGCACAGGCUCUACUUUAUAUGGGCGUUAUUCAAGUUGGAUGGAAUGCAGAAGAAGUUUGUAUAUCAACAUUAAAAAUAUUAAAAUAUCGUGAUUGGCGAUCAUUUUUCGUUUCAAAUUUUGAACAUGGCUCAGAUAUGCAUCUCUAUUAUAAUAUGGCAUCAUUCAUUUUAAAAGGACAUUAUUUAGAGCCAAUGUAUGGAUCAGCUAAUUUUGCAUUACUUUUGGGACUUUUAUCAACAGGAUGUAGUGCAAUGUACGUUAGUUUAGGAUACAUUCUUACUCAAAUAACAGCUGAUUAUUCAUAUUACACUGCUUGUGCAAUUGGAUUUUCUGCUGUUCUAUUUGCACUGAAAGUGAUUGUUGUUUGCGAGGAACAUGACAGAAUGCAUAAUGUUGGAGGAUUUAGAAUACCAAGUAAAUUUGCAGUUUGGGCUGAAUUAAUUUUAAUACAUUUACUUGUACCAAAUGCUUCGUUUGUUGGACAUCUUGGAGGAAUUCUUGUUGGAUGUUUAUAUUGUUACACGUUUAUAGGUGAAAUCAUAGACAGUAAACUUUCUUCAUUAACUGGUAAACCAAUUAUUCAUGAAGAACAAUUUUACAGAAGACGAGGUAAUUUCUUUUCAUUUAGAUGAAUUUU
Molecule: messenger RNA, 1018 nt
Organism: Leptopilina boulardi
Lineage: Eukaryota; Metazoa; Arthropoda; Insecta; Hymenoptera; Figitidae
Product: rhomboid-related protein 4-like
Exons: 3
Coding region: 264-1013 (249 amino acids)
Cellular component (GO): membrane
Molecular function (GO): serine-type endopeptidase activity
Source: RefSeq, a predicted model, not a curated record